AUGCAACACCCCAGAACCCAGACCCACCCUCCAGGAUGCAACACCCCAGAACCCAGACUCACCCUCCAGGAUGCAACACCCCAGAACCCAGACUCACCCCCCAGGAUGCAACACCCCAGAACCCAGACCCACCCUCCAGGAUGCAACACCCCAGAACCCAGACUCACCCUCCAGGAUGCAACACCCCAGAACCCAGACCCACCCUCCAGGAUGCAACACCCCAGAACCCAGACCCACCCUCCAGGAUGCAACACCCCAGAACCCAGACCCACCCCCCAGGAUGCAACACCCCAGAACCCAGACCCACCCUCCAGGAUGCAACACCCCAGAACCCAGACUCACCCUCCAGGAUGCAACACCCCAGAACCCAGACUCACCCUCCAGGAUGCAACACCCCAGAACCCAGACCCACCCUCCAGGAUGCAACACCCCAGAACCCAGACUCACCCCCCAGGAUGCAACACCCAAGAACCCAGACCCACCCUCCAGGAUGCACCACCCCAGAUCCCAGACCCACCCCCCAGGAUGCAACACCCCAGAACCCAGACCCACCCUCCAGGAUGCAACACCCCAGAACCCAGACCCACCCUCCAGGAUGCAACACCCCAGAACCCAGACUCACCCCCCAGGAUGCACCACCCCAGAACCCAGACUCACCCCCCAGGAUGCAACACCCCAGAACCCGGACCCACCCUCCAGGAUGCAACACCCAAGAACCCAGAUCCACCCUCCAGGAUGCACCACCCCAGAUCUCAGACCCACCCCCCAGGAUGCAACACCCCAGAACCUAGACCCACCCUCCAGGAUGCAACACCCCAGAACCCAGACCCACCCUCCAGAUGCAAUGUGUUGUGUUGA
This is a messenger RNA of Polyodon spathula (Mississippi paddlefish), 858 nucleotides long. Its product is annotated as proline-rich protein 2-like. The coding region runs from base 1 to 858 and encodes 285 amino acids. The record is from RefSeq and is a predicted model, not a curated record. NCBI's taxonomy places the organism in Eukaryota, Metazoa, Chordata, Actinopteri, Acipenseriformes, Polyodontidae. The transcript has a single exon.